AUGAAGGGUGAAAAGAAGACGGCCGAGGGUGUCGCUGCCCCGGCCUCGGAACAGGUUGAGAAUACGACAGUUCAUACGGUGACCGGCAGCGAAGCGUUCAAUCAGGCCCUUAUCCAGGAAAAACCACACCUCCUGAGUCCAACCAACCUGCUGCUGUGCGCCUGUUUGAUGGUCGGAUUCUGCUGCCAGACAAUGAACGGCUACGACGGCUCCCUGUUCAGUGGAUUGCUCGCCAAUACCAUCUUCCUCGAUCACUUCAACGGUCGAGACGCUGGCAUCUGGGCCGGUCUGGUUUCUGCCAUGUACCAGAUCGGCGGCGUCAGUGCGCUUCCGUUCGUUGGUCCGGCCAUCGACACCUGGGGCCGUCGGUUUGGAAUGUUCCUGGGCAGUUUCAUGAUCGUUCUUGGAGCGGUCGUGUCCGGGACCACGAUCGCGAAUGCAAGUGUGGGCCAAUUCAUGGGCGGCCGCUUCUUGCUUGGGUUUGGCGUCUCUAUCGCCGCUGCCGCUGGGCCUAUUUAUGUCGUUGAAACCACACAUCCAGCGUGGCGUGGUAUGGUGACUGGCUAUUGCAACACCUUCUGGUUCAUCGGGUCUAUCCUUGCGUCUGGCGCUGUCCGGGGUUCUAUCACCCUUGACAAUAACCAGUCCUGGCUGAUCCCGCUCUGGUUGCAGCUAGUCUUCUCAGGUAUCAUCAUCUGUACUUGCUGGAUGAUCCCUGAGUCGCCGCGGUGGCUGUAUGUCCACGGCAAGCAAGAGAAGGCCGUCGAGGUUCUGACUAAAUGGCACGGCCUUGGCAACCGCGAUUCUCUCUGGGUCAAAUUGCAGAUUUCUGAGUACGACGCUCACUUGAACAUGGACGGUUCGGACAAGAAAUUCUGGGACUACCGCAGCUUAUUCAACCGCCGGAGCAGUAUCUACCGUCUCUGCUGCAACUGCUUCUUUGCCAUAUUCGCCCAAUGGGCUGGAAAUGGCGUGCUGACCUACUAUCUAGUUCCCGCCCUCCGCGGCGCCGGCUUCACAUCCGACGUCACCCAGGCAAAUAUCAACCUUGGGUACGCCUGCUUCCAAUUCUUCUGGGCCCUUGUCGGUGCUGCCUUUGUUGACUCGCUCGGCCGUCGUCCUAUGAUGCUCUUGGGUAUGGCUGGGUGCUGUGUUGUUUGGAUUGCCAUUCUAUCUGCGUCCAGUCAGGUAAAUAACUCGGACGGCACACUCAACAGCGCCGCAUCCAACGCUACUCUCGGCUUUAUAUUCAUUUUUGGCGCUGCCUUCUCCUUCUUCAUUACCCCCCUGCAGGCCUUAUACCCCGUUGAGGUCCUAUCAUAUGAAAUGCGUGCCAAGGGCAUGGCUUUCUCCUCGCUUGCGGUCAACGCAGCAGGACUGCUCAACCAGUUCGCAUGGCCGGUGUCCUUGGACAACAUUGGAUGGAAAACUUACAUUGUGUUCGUCGUCUGGGACGCCAUCCAGACAGUGAUCAUGUACUUCUUCUUCCCUGAGACAAAGGAUCGCACGCUGGAAGAACUCGAUCAGAUUUUCGAGGCUCGCAAUCCUGUGAAGGCUUCGACUAGGAAGACAGCUAUUGCGGUCGAUGCCGAAAACAAUGUCAAAUUUUAG
Molecule: messenger RNA, 1611 nt
Organism: Aspergillus nidulans FGSC A4
Lineage: Eukaryota; Fungi; Ascomycota; Eurotiomycetes; Eurotiales; Aspergillaceae
Exons: 4
Coding region: 1-1611 (536 amino acids)
Biological process (GO): carbohydrate transmembrane transport; proton transmembrane transport; transmembrane transport
Cellular component (GO): membrane
Molecular function (GO): transmembrane transporter activity
Source: RefSeq, a predicted model, not a curated record